UCCAAUUCAAAACAAUAAUGAGCAUAAAUUUCGAAAUAAAAUUAAAACGGGAAAAUAAAAUUUAUUAUGAGGGAGAACUUUUGACGGGCUGUGUUCAAUUUCAGUGCCCCGUUGAAACAAAACACGAUGGUAUUGUCUUAACUUUGGAGGGUAUGGUAAAUCUUCAUCUUAGUAAUAGCAAAUCAGUUGGCUUAAUGGAGGCAGCUUUCUAUAAUUCGUUAAAACCCAUAACGAUUCUAAACUCCACUUAUGAAUUGUCAGCUCCUGGUAAACUAUUUGCCGGGGUGUCAGAAUUUCAUUUCGAAUUCCCGCUAGCGUGUAAGAAAGAACCACGUAUACUUUAUGAGACCUAUCAUGGUAUUUUUAUUUAUAUUAACUAUCAAUUGCGUUGCGAUGUUAAGCGCAGUUUCUUGGCGAAAUCAUUGCAUAAAAUACAGCAGUUCUGCAUACAAUAUAAAAGAUCUCCAUCUGAGGCAGUGAAACUAACUAACAAGGAAGUGCAUUUUAGUAUCAGUCCAGAUAGUUUACAAAAAAAUAUGAAGGAGCGUAUAACAAUGCCAAGAUUUUUAAUAACGGGCAAGUUGGAACGUACCGAAUUCUGCUUGACGCAACCUCUAAAAGGGCAAUUGACCGUGCAACACACGGAAGCUGCCAUUAAAUCUAUAGAAUUGCAAUUGUUGCGCAUAGAGACUUGCGGAAGUGAAGAGGGCUACGCCAAAGAUGCUACCGAAAUUGAAACUAUACAAAUUGCGGAUGGCAACGUUUGUCCUAAGUUGGACAUUCCUCUUUAUAUGAUACUACCCCGUUUAUUUACUUGCCCAACUUUAAUAACAAAAAACUUUAAGAUAGAAUUUGAAGUAAAUUUGGUGAUUAUCUUCAAGGACGAUUAUCUGAUAAGUGAAAAUUUUCCAAUAGUUUUGCAUAGAUUGCAUGGAAAUCCAAUAUAAACACCGUAAAUGGAGUGGAGUAGAUGGAGAAUAUUUUUAAAGGAUAUUAAAUGAAAUGUGGAAACGAAAUAGGUUAUUGAAAUAAGCGUUAAUCAACUUUCUUGUAUGCUAUUUAUUCAAUGUUUAUUACUUGAACUUUUCUACAUACAAGGAUCUUUCAACAAGAGGUUAUUCUAACCUUAAUCGGACCACGUGUUUUUAUAACAAAUCCUAUCACGACGCUCCUCACAGUCUCGCAGUUAGAAAGGAGUGCCGCGUCUUGUACAGAAGUUGUUUAUAGCUUACAUUUAUUUAUUUAUCCAUAUAAGCUAUAUAUAAACAUAAAAUCUUAUACAUAAGUUAUGUCUUUUUUUCGAAUUAUGUAGAAAUAAACUAGAAUGUUAUUUU
Glossina fuscipes is the source of this 1334-nucleotide messenger RNA. RefSeq names its product vacuolar protein sorting-associated protein 26C. Bases 18 to 947 code for a protein of 309 amino acids. Gene Ontology annotation, biological process: intracellular protein transport. Gene Ontology annotation, cellular component: endosome. The transcript is spliced from 3 exons. NCBI's taxonomy places the organism in Eukaryota, Metazoa, Arthropoda, Insecta, Diptera, Glossinidae. The record is from RefSeq and is a predicted model, not a curated record.